Messenger RNA from Penicillium riverlandense, 2121 nucleotides. RefSeq names its product dynamin-like GTPase vpsA. NCBI's taxonomy places the organism in Eukaryota, Fungi, Ascomycota, Eurotiomycetes, Eurotiales, Aspergillaceae. Gene Ontology annotation, biological process: peroxisome organization. Gene Ontology annotation, cellular component: peroxisome; microtubule; cytoplasm. Gene Ontology annotation, molecular function: microtubule binding; GTPase activity; GTP binding. Bases 1 to 2121 code for a protein of 706 amino acids. The record is from RefSeq and is a predicted model, not a curated record. The transcript is spliced from 8 exons.
AUGGCAUCCCCGUCUGGCCAGUCGUACGCAACCCACCACACCCACCACCCCCCUGUCCCUCGUCUCCGUGUCAACUUGAACGAUCCCAGCUUGAUCUCGCUGGUCAACAAGCUACAGGAUGUCUUCUCAACAGUCGGGGUACACAACCCGAUCGAUUUGCCACAGAUUGUCGUCGUCGGAUCGCAGUCCAGCGGAAAGAGUUCGGUGCUGGAGAAUAUUGUCGGCCGGGACUUCCUGCCUCGUGGCUCCGGAAUUGUCACUCGGAGACCCCUUAUCCUGCAGUUGAUCAACAAGCCUCCGACCACGCAAGUGAAUGGUGACAAGAAGCUGGAAACCACCGACAGCGAGGCGAACGUGGACGAGUAUGGCGAGUUCCUGCACAUACCUGGCCAGAAGUUCCACGACUUCAACAAGAUGCGCGAGGAGAUUGUGCGCGAGACGGAGACCAAGGUCGGUCGCAACGCCGGUAUCUCGCCUGCGCCCAUCAACCUGCGUAUCUACUCGCCCAACGUUCUCACCCUAACCCUGGUCGACCUGCCUGGUUUGACCAAGGUGCCCGUGGGCGACCAGCCCAAGGAUAUCGAGCGUCAGAUUCGAGACAUGGUGCUCAAGUAUAUCAGCAAACCCAACGCCAUUAUCCUCGCCGUCACCUCCGCCAACCAAGAUCUGGCCAACUCGGAUGGGUUGAAGCUGGCGCGUGAAGUGGAUCCGGAGGGCCAGCGCACCAUCGGUGUGCUGUCCAAGGUCGACCUGAUGGAUGAAGGAACCGACGUGGUGGAUAUUCUCGCUGGACGGAUUAUUCCUCUGCGUCUGGGCUACGUUCCGGUGGUCAACCGUGGCCAGCGCGACAUCGAAAAUAAGCGGCCGAUCGCAUACGCCCUGGAAAACGAAAAGAACUUCUUCGAGAACCACAAGGCGUAUCGGAACAAGGCAUCGUACUGCGGUACGCCCUACUUGGCUCGGAAGCUAAACUUGAUUCUUAUGAUGCACAUCAAGCAAACGCUUCCCGAUAUCAAGGCCCGCAUUUCGUCCUCCCUUCAGAAGUAUACCUCGGAGCUGUCGCAGCUUGGGGAUUCCAUGCUCGGCAACCCCUCCAACAUUAUCCUGAAUAUCAUCACUGAGUUCAGUAAUGAAUUCCGGACCGUCCUCGAGGGAAAGAAUCAGGAACUCUCCAGCAUUGAGCUCUCAGGUGGUGCCCGUAUCAGCUUUGUGUUCCACGAGUUGUACUCGAAUGGUGUCAAGGCGGUCGAUCCCUUUGACCACGUUAAGGACGGUGACAUCCGGGUGAUGCUUUACAACUCGUCUGGUCCGUCGCCAGCCCUGUUCGUGGGAACUGCCGCUUUCGAAAACAUCGUGAAGCAACAAAUCAAGCGCCUGGAAGAGCCCAGCUUAAAGUGUAUCUCAUUGGUUUAUGAUGAGAUGGUUCGCAUUCUGGGCCAGCUGCUGAACAAGCAGCUCUUCCGCCGCUACCCCAUGUUGAAGGAGAAGUUCCACGCCGUGGUCGUCGCCUUCUUCAAGAAGUGCUUGGACCCGACUAACAAGCUGGUCAAGGAUCUGAUCAACAUGGAGGCAUGCUACAUCAACACUGGCCACCCAGAUUUCCUCAACGGAAGCCGCGCGAUGGCCAUUGUGAAUGAGCGCCACCACGCCGCCAAGCCGACACAAGUCGACCCCAAGACCGGCAAGCCCCUGCCGGCUCGCGCUCAAAGCCCGUCACUGGAUCCCACUGGGGAGAGCCCCAACGGCAGUGGGUUCUUCGGCAGCUUCUGGGCCUCGAAGAACAAGAAGAAGAUGGCAGCCAUGGAGGCUCCUCCCGCGACGCUGAAGGCCUCGGCCACGCUCUCCGAGCAGGAAGCGAUUGAGGUUGAGCUUCUCAUCACGUCGUACUUCAACAUCACCAAGCGCACGAUGAUUGAUAUGGUUCCCAAGGCGGUCAUGUAUACGCUGGUCCAAUUCACCAAGGACGAGAUGCAGCGCGAGCUGCUCCAGAACAUGUACACCAACACCGAUAUGGAAGACCUGUUGAAGGAGAGUGACUACACCAUCCGGCGACGGAAGGAAUGCCAGCAGAUGGUGGAGAGCCUGGGCCGCGCCAGCGAGAUUGUCUCCCAAGUCCAGUAA